AUGAGAAGGCAAUUAAAUAUUUCCUAAAAUUAGUAAACAACAGACAGCAUGCAACAGAUUGGGGCGAUGUAGUAAGCAUUAAAUAUAUAAAAGAAUUAGAUAAAAAUAAGCCUUUGAAUUAUUGAGUUACACUUUGCUUUCAAAUUCUAUCUAUGUAAUUACAGUAUUGAUUUUAUGCUUUGAACUUGCUUAUGAUGGAAAUAUGUUAAGUGUGAUAUAUUGCAUAGAUUCAAAAUUAUUAUUAUAAAUUCUCCAUCAACUAUACUUUUAUAGGGCAUUUGCUAAAAUACAUGUGUAAGAGCAUAUUAUAUAUUAUUAUAUUAAAGAAAAUACAAUCACGCCUUAAUAAGAUUAUUCUAAAUAUUCAUUGAAGUAUGCUAUGUGCUCUCACUUAAUAUCUAUGCUGUCACUAGAAAAAAUAAGUUGAUGCUGCUUUCAAAUACGUUUCCUCUUAUAAAUAUAUCCCUAUCAUUGGUAGUCAAGUUUAAUGAAGGGAAUUAGCUGUUUAAAGAAUCAGUACAAUAAAUUAAUUCGUUUAAUGUAUUAAGAAACUUUUGCAUUUUGCUAACAUCAAUAUUUUUCAGUUUAAAAAUAGAAGGAUACUUGGAUAUUGAUUGGUUAUACACUUUAUGGGUGUUUUGGCUACUAUUUAGUUUUACAGCAUCAUUUAUUGUAUAUUACAUUUUUGUUGUAUUGGCCUUAGGAGUUCAAGUUAUUUUGGAUUAGGGCAAUUAUGAAAGAAACCUGGGUUUAUUAUUAUAAAUUAUAAUUAGUGAUAAAGAAUGUUUGGGUAUUGCUGUUUCUGAUAUCGUGUUCCUCGAUGUUCUUUGUCAUACCAAUAUCUAUAUUAAAUUUUACUACUUAAGGAAAUUAUGAAGGACCCGUUUAAGCAAGUAGAAUCAUCUUGAUAGCCAACUCAAUAAUAUUCUCUUAUUUUAAUGCGAAAUUUAAAUCAGAGUUAAUUUUGGCUUCAAAAAUGUUCUUGUCUCUUAAUGACUCCAUAAAUCCACUUCAUACUAUGAUCACUCAACAAGGGGAAGCCCAAAUUCAGCAAUUUAACAAGUAAGACUAUUUAGAGAGUCAAGCUUCAGAAGCAUAAAUGCGAAUUCCAAGAAUGGUCAAAAGGAUUUCAAAAACUUAUUUUGGCUUUGAUGAUCUUAAUUAAUAGAAAAAAAGUGAUUCCAAAAUAUAAGCAUUAAAUAAAAAGCCCACUCAUCAUAAAGCUUUAUCAUCUCAUAUUCAAAAACCAACCGAAUAGAAUGAUGAAAGGAUAAAACUCGCAUCUAUGAUGAAUCUAAAAUUUAAUGAAUAAGAAAAUAUAGAGGAAUUAAAAGGAACUUCCAUUUUGCAACACCAAUAAAAUGUAUUAACGAUUUGAUAUCAAUAGGAAAAUUAACAAAACUCAAUAUCUUUGUCAUCCAUAAAUUUGUGUUGUAUCUGCUAUGAUAGUAAUCCAGAUGCUUUGUUUAUGUAAUGCGGUCAUGGUGGUGUAUGCUAUCAUUGUGCUUUAGAUAUGUGGAAAAACAAAGAUGAAUGUUACUUAUGUAGAAAGGUUAUAUCAUAAAUUUAAUCUUAGAAAAUAGAUCGAGUGUUAUAGAUUUAAAUCUGUGAAAAUGCUAAUAAUUUAUAUUAAGUAGUUGGAGCUACGUAAAUGAAUUCAAAUUAGAAAUAAAAACAUAAAAUUAGUUAAUAACAUGAUUAAUGA
Molecule: messenger RNA, 1705 nt
Organism: Paramecium octaurelia
Lineage: Eukaryota; Ciliophora; Oligohymenophorea; Peniculida; Parameciidae
Source: the annotation of a GenBank genome assembly